CGAAAUAGAAAUUAUCAAGACUGAAUUUUCGGCGGGUAAUUUUUGUAAAUUUCGAGAAUAAAUAUGACAGCUGUAGAAGAGGAAGUCUGGUGUGAGGUGAGCGACGAUGAGACAUAUAAUCCGGGUAAGGAAAAGAAAGGAACUUGGGAGCCGAAGGCAGAAGAUAUUCUUAAAGUGUUUGAACAGCUUCAAUCUAAGAAGGUGUUGGACUUGCACUGGAAGUGUCCAGGACGUCGACAUCCAGAUUCCGAUGUGAAAGAGGAAGAGGUAACGAAAGAAGAACAAGUGAUAACACCAGUGAAACAAGAGGAGAAAAAACCCACCAUACCAAAUGAGUUUGAUUUUGAUGAAGAUGAUAUAGGAGGUACCAAGGCUGUUCUUACACCAAGGAGGACUCCAGGAUCUGUACCGAAGUCGCAGAAGAAGGAAGCAAAGAUGGACAAGAUCCUUAAGGACAUGAUGCAGCAGCGUAAACUACAGGCCGCUGAGAGGGAGGCCCGAAAACUUGCUGGGAACAAAUCCCCACGGACACCUGCCAGUCCUGGUAGAGCUCGAAUAAGUAGUCCUGCUGGAUCCCCGCGCACCCCUAAUAGACAGUCACCUGUGAGGAUAGGCGCUAAUCCGCCAGACCCAAUCACUACUACUCCUGUCAGACCACCAACUGAUACACAGAAUGCAAUACGUGCAACUAAAAUUGAACCAAAUAACAC
Mercenaria mercenaria is the source of this 710-nucleotide messenger RNA. RefSeq lists its product as uncharacterized. Lineage: Eukaryota; Metazoa; Mollusca; Bivalvia; Venerida; Veneridae. The record is from RefSeq and is a predicted model, not a curated record.